Messenger RNA from Passer domesticus (house sparrow), 19756 nucleotides. Its product is annotated as dystonin-like. Gene Ontology annotation, molecular function: microtubule binding; calcium ion binding; structural molecule activity. Lineage: Eukaryota; Metazoa; Chordata; Aves; Passeriformes; Passeridae. The coding region runs from base 147 to 18959 and encodes 6270 amino acids. Gene Ontology annotation, biological process: wound healing; exocytosis; intermediate filament cytoskeleton organization. The transcript is spliced from 100 exons. Gene Ontology annotation, cellular component: intermediate filament; cytoplasm; exocyst. The record is from RefSeq and is a predicted model, not a curated record.
CUCCCGCCCGGCUGCCGGCUCCAGCAGCGCGGUGCCGGCGGCGAUGCCCGCCCCGCUGCCGGGGGGAGAGGCUGCCCGGCGCUGCCCGGCCCCCCGCCGCUCGCCGCAGACCCGCGCACGCACAGGGGCAGCCGGGCGCUUGAGCCAUGAUUGCCGCGGCUUUCCUGGUUCUGCUGAGACCCUACAGCAUCCAGUGCGCCCUCUUCUUGCUCCUGCUGCUGCUGGGGACCAUUGCCACGAUUUUAUUCUUCUGCUGCUGGCACCGCAGGCUCCAGAAAGGGAGGCAUCCCAUCAAAUCCGUCUUUUCAGGUCGCUCAAGGAGCCGAGAUGCUGUCAUGAGAACUCAUCACUUUCGCUCUGAGGGCUUUAGAUCAAGCCCUCGCCAUGUCAGAAGACGAGUAACACCUCGCCUGGAGGAAACACAACCCCUAGUGGAAGCUCACCACCUCAGUGAGCAGGAAACUUCUGUAAGAAAAAGAAAAAUCAAGAAAAGCAGCCGAGUCCAACCAGAAUUUUACCAUUCUGUUCAAGUCACCCCAACUCGAAAACCUAGCUCCGGCAACGCGUCCUACCGAUGCUCCAUGUCGUCCUCCGCCGAUUUCUCCGACGAGGAGGACUUCAGCCAGAGGUCGGGGACGGUGUCGCCGGCGCCGGGGGACACGCUGCCCUGGAACCUGCCCAAACACGAGCGGUCCAAGCGGAAGAUCCAGGGCGGCUCGGUGCUGGACCCCGCCGAGCGGGCCGUGCUGCGCAUCGCCGAUGAGCGUGACAAAGUACAAAAGAAGACAUUCACAAAAUGGAUAAAUCAGCAUCUCAUGAAGGUUCGAAAACAUGUGAAUGACCUAUAUGAAGACCUAAGAGAUGGACAUAACUUAAUCUCACUUCUAGAAGUCCUUUCUGGAGACACCUUGCCAAGAGAGCGAGAUUUUUUGAAGACCUUACGGUUGGUGAGUUCAACAGAAGCAUGCGCAAAUGAACAGCAUGAGGAUGUGGAGGAUGAGGAUAAGGGGCCCCGAGAAAAGGGUCGGAUGCGUUUUCACAGACUGCAGAACGUCCAAAUUGCACUUGACUAUUUGAAAAAGCGCCAGGUGAAACUGGUUAACAUCAGAAAUGAUGAUAUAACAGAUGGGAAUCCCAAAUUGACUUUGGGGUUGAUAUGGACCAUAAUUUUGCACUUUCAGAUAUCUGAUAUCCAUGUUACUGGGGAGUCAGAGGACAUGUCUGCUAAAGAGAGACUGCUCCUGUGGUCACAGCAAACGACAGAGGGUUACGCUGGAAUACGUUGUGAAAAUUUCACUACCUGCUGGCGCGAUGGAAGGUUAUUUAAUGCCAUCAUUCAUAAAUACAGGCCGGACCUGAUAGACAUGAAUACCGUUGCUGUUCAAAGCAACCUCGCAAAUUUAGAGCAUGCUUUUUUUGUAGCAGAAAAACUUGGUGUUGCCAGACUUCUGGAUCCUGAAGAUGUCGAUGUUUCCUCACCUGAUGAGAAGUCAGUAAUAACUUAUGUGUCAUCACUUUAUGAUGCAUUUCCCAAAGUACCAGAAGGUGGUGAAGGCAUCAGUGCAAAUGAUGUUGAAGUCAAAUGGGUUGAAUAUCAGAAUAUGGUGAACUACCUCAUGCAGUGGAUCAGACACCAUGUCACGAUAAUGUCUGACAGAACAUUUCCCAAUAAUCCUGUGGAAUUGAAGGCACUUUAUAAUCAAUAUUUACAGUUUAAAGAAACAGAAAUUCCACCGAAGGAGACAGAUAAAUCAAAAAUCAAACACCUAUAUAAACUGCUAGAGGUCUGGAUAGAGUUUGGACGCAUCAAACUUUCUCAAGGCUACCAUCCAAAUGAUAUAGAAAAAGAAUGGGGAAAGCUGAUUAUUGCCAUGCUGGAAAGAGAGAAGACCCUUCGGCCUGAAGUGGAGAGGUUGGAAAUGCUGCAGCAAAUUGCAAACAGAAUUCAGCGGGACAGCCGGAGCUGUGAGGACAAACUGAUACUUGCCCGGAAUGCUCUGCAGUCUGACACCAAGCGAUUGGAGUCAGGGCUCCAGCUCCAGCAUGAAGCAGAGGUAGCUGGGUAUCUUCUUGAAUCUGAGAAUCUUCUCCGCCAGCAAGUGAUUGAUGCCCAGAUUCUUAUUGAUGGAAAAUACUAUCAAGCAGACCAGCUUGUUCAAAGAGUUGCAAAACUUCGUGAUGACCUGAUGGCCAUUCGGACCGAAUGUUCUUCCGUGUACAACAAGGGGCACGCGCUGACCACAGAGCAGACAAAGCUGAUGAUAUCAGGAAUAACAGAAAGCUUAAACUCAGGAUUUACAACAAACCUAACGCCUGAAUUAAAUGCUGCAAUGACACAAGGUUUAACACCUACUUUGACUUCUUCCAGUUUGACAUCUGGCCUUUCGUCAGGUCUUACCUCCAGGCUCACACCAACCAUCACUCCCGCUUACCCGUCAGGCAUCCCACCGCGGUUAAUUCAGAGCUAUGUGACAGGAGUCGACAGUGGGACUCUGCAAACACUCAAACUGAUGCAAAUCAGAAAACCUCUUAUGAAAUCAGCUUUUGUGGAUCAGAAUUUGACAGAAGAAGAAGUGAACAUGAAGUUUGUCCAGGACCUGUUGAGCUGGGUGGAAGAAAUGCAGGUUCAACUUGAUCGAGCAGAAUGGGGUUCAGAUUUGCCAAGUGUUGAAAGCCACUUAGAAAAUCACAAAAAUGUCCACAAAGCUAUUGAGGAAUUUGAAUCCAGCCUUAAAGAAGCAAAAAUCAGUGAGAUCCAAAUGACUGCCCCUCUUAAACUCAGUUAUGCAGAAAAACUACACAAACUGGAGAGUCAGUAUUCAAAACUCUUGAACACAUCAAGAAAUCAGGAAAGGCACCUAGAUACUCUUCACAACUUUGUGUCUCGUGCUACUAGAGAGUUGAUAUGGCUGAAUGAAAAAGAAGAGGAAGAGGUUGCAUAUGACUGGAGUGAAAGAAACCCCAAUAUUACAAGAAAAAAGGAAUACCAUGCAGAAUUAAUGAGAGAACUUGAUGAAAAAGAAGAAGUUAUUAAAUCUGUACAAGAAAUAGCUGAACAAUUGCUUCUUGAAAACCACCCAGCCAGGCUAACCAUUGAGGCCUAUAGAGCUGCAAUGCAGACACAAUGGAGCUGGAUUCUGCAGCUCUGCCACUGUGUUGAACAACAUUUGAGAGAAAAUGCUGCAUAUUUUGAGUUUUUCAGCGAUGCUAAAGAAGCCAUGGAAUAUUUGAAGAAUUUAAAAGACACCAUAUACCGAAAGUACAGCUGUGAUAGAUCAAGCAGUCUUCAUAGGCUGGAAGACCUUGUCCAGGAGUCUAUGGAAGAAAAAGAACAACUCUUGCAGUAUAAGAGCACAGUAGCAGGCCUUGUGGGAAGAGCAAAGGCAAUAAUUCAGCUGAAGCCAAGGAACCCUGACUGUGUACUCAAAACAUCCAUUCCAAUUAAAGCCAUCUGUGACUAUAGACAAAUUGAGAUAACUAUUUACAAAGAUGAUGAGUGUGUAUUAGCAAACAACUCCCAUCGUGCUAAAUGGAAAGUCAUUAGCCCCAGUGGUAAUGAGGCCAUGGUUCCAUCUGUAUGCUUUACAGUUCCUCCACCAAACAAAGAAGCAAUAGAUACAGCCAACAGGAUUGAACAGCAAUUUCAGAAUGUUCUGGCCCUUUGGCACGAGUCACAUGUGAACAUGAAGAGUGUAGUGUCCUGGCAUUACCUGACAAAUGAAAUUGAAGUUGUUCGGGCUGGCAAUGUUGCCUCGAUAAAGACAAUGCUGCCAGGUGAACAUCAGCAGGUACUAAGCAAUUUACAGUCCCGCUUUGAUGAUUUUGUGGAAGACAGCCAGGAGUCCAAAAUCUUUACAAGCUCUGAUACAGCACAGCUGGAAAGGGAAGUUAAUGUUUGCAAGCAAUAUUAUCAAGAGCUUCUGAAGUCUGCAGAAAGAGAGGAGCAGGAAGAAUCUAUUUAUAAUCUGUACAUCUCUGAAGUCAGAAAUAUCAGACUACGACUGGAGAGUUGUGAGGAGCGAUUAAUACGGCAGAUCCGAACGCCCAUGGAGAGGGAUGAUGUACAUGAAAAUGUGCUUAGGAUCUCAGAGCAAGAGAAACUGAAGAAAGAACUGGAUCGGCUCAAGGAUGACUUGGGAGUCAUCACAGAUAAAUGUGAAGAGUUUUUCAGUCAAGCUGCUGGUUCACCUUCAGUCCCUACUUUGCGCUCUGAGCUCAAUGUUGUUAUACAAAACAUGAACCAAGUUUACUCCAUGUCUUCCAUUUUCAUAGAUAAAUUAAAAACUAUCAAUUUGGUGCUGACAAACACCCAAACAGCAGAAUCAUUAGUAAAACAAUAUGAAACUAAGUUGUGUGAAGAAGAGGCAGUAACAGCUGACAAAAACAAUAUUGAAAAUCUGAUGGGUACAUUAAAGCAAUGGAGAUCUGAAGUAGAUGAGAAAAGACAAACAUUCCAUGCCUUAGAGGAUGAACUGCAGAAGGCAAAGAUGAUCAGUGAUCAGAUGUUUAAAAUGCACAAGGAACGUGAUCUUGACUUUGACUGGCAUAAAGAAAAAGUUGAUCAGUUGGCUGAGAGGUGGCAAAAUGUUCAUUCUCAAAUUGAAAAUAGGUUGCGUGACUUAGAGGGUAUUAAUAAAUCUCUGAAGUAUUAUAAAGAUACUUACAAUUCUUUGGACACUUGGAUUCAACAAGUGGAAGAUACUCAGCGAAAGAUUCAAGAAAUACAUCCUGAAAAUAGUAAAGCAUUGGCUAAGCAAUUGAACCAACACAAGAUGCUGGUUUCUGAAAUUGAAAUGAAACAAAGCAAAAUAGAUGAAUGCCAGAAAUAUUCAGAACAAUACUCAGCUGCUGUGAAGGACUAUGAGUUGCAGACCAUGACCUACAGAGCUAUGGUUGACUCCCAACAAAAAUCUCCAGUAAAGCGCCGAAGAAUUCAAAGCUCAUCAGACUUCAUUAUUCAAGAGUUCAUGGAUCUACGGACUCGGUACACUGCCUUAGUGACCUUGAUGACCCAGUACAUUAAGUUUGCAGGUGAUUCUUUGAAGAGACUGGAAGAGGAAGAGAGUUUACCAGAAGAGAGUCAACUCCAACAACCUGUGAAGUCAGCUGAAGUCUUUCAACAUCUGGGAUAUAAUGAAGAUCUUGAAUUGAGAGAAGAAAAGAAAUCUAAUGAAAGCAUGAUGGAUGUGGAAUAUUUGCAAAACCAGAACUCUUCCAGUAAACCUGAAUACCCAGAAAAUAAACUGGAAAGGAACACAAGAAAAUUAAAUGUAGAGAGAUAUGAUAAAAUUGAAACUUUUAAACAACUUCUAAAUGUCAGUGGUCAAGAAAGCAGCAUUAUUGGCAACAGAGACAGUAAGCUACAUAGAGAGCGGGAGAGUUUAAUGGGUUUUGGUAACCAAAGUAAAGAAGAAAAAAAUGGCAGAAAAGAUUGUUUUGUUUCAAUCGAAAUCAGUGUGAGUCUGAACAAUGAUCCUGGUGAAAUGUUAAAUGAACAAAUUGCUAAUGGAGAGAGACAGAAAACAGAGGGGAAAUUAAAGAAGUCUCCUAAAGUGGAAAUGAUACACAAAACCACAGGAAGAAAAAAUUCAAGAAGGACAGGGAGUGAUGUUUCAACAAAGGAAGAAUGUGAGAUGCGAUCAGAAACUGAUUUUGAGCUAACAACAAAGAAAGCUCAAGUAACUCCAAAAACUGCAGAGCAGGCCCUGGGUAUCAACCCUUACAACCAGCAACAUUUUUCACAGAGAACUCAUUUUCAAUGCCAGUGUAAAGAGCAUUGCUUUACAGAGAGCAAUAGCCAUAACACUUUAAAAUCUGAAGAUGGAGAGUUUCAAGUGUGUGGUGAAAAAGGUGAUUCUCUUUCACAUGCAACAGAUGCAACAUCUUUAGAGAAAGUUGCGUCCUCUUUCAGAGAGCUGGCAGUGCACAAUGGAAGUGAGAAAACAAAGUUACAUUUGCAGUGUAUGAGCAAUCUAGGUGCUUAUUGCAGUGUUGAAAGGAAUAUUGACAAACUGCAGGAAGCAUCUCUGGAUAAAGAUUACUUCCUAGUAGAAAAUGAAAUCCUAGAAAAAUCAAAUUUAAACUCAAAUAAAGCCGAGAAUACAGAGCAAGAAAUUUUGGCUCUUUCUUCAGGAAAUAUUUCAGAGAGUCACUGUGCAGCAAAGGUCUCUGAAUCCUAUCCAGUAGAUUUUAAAGUAUCACCACUGCAGAAUGAUCAACAUUUAGGUACAAAAUUGUUAGGAAAUGCUGGUGAUUUAAAUGAAAAUUUAGGUCUCUCAGGAACUUUUUCUGGAGGAGAGGAUUAUUUUCCAUUAUCGGAACAUGAAUUAACAAAAAAGCUUUUAAGUCACUAUGAGAAAGUAAGUGUGAAGAAAAUACCACUGGGUAACACUUAUGGUUUGGACAGCAUAAAUGGAAGUGGGAAGAAGCAGAGUGGAGAAGACAGGCUAGAACAGCGUCAGAAAUGCAAAGAUUUAUUGCUAGUUUCAGAGGUAGACAGUAGAGAUGAGGGUAAUAGUACAAAGGUUCCUGGAAAAACCACUGAACUCCAGAAAAUAUUUGGUGACAAAGUAGGCAUAAAAGCCUCAUUUGAAAAAAAAGAAAAGCAAAAAAAGAGAGAGAAAGAUAAUGAAGAGAAAAGGAGCACAACUGUUGUUAAGAAAUCAAUGGAAGAGGAAAAGAAGGAACAUGUUGAGAAAGCUGGGGAUUUACUGAAAUGGGUGUCAAACCUCAGCAAGACACUCAGUAAAGAAGAAGGAGAAAAGGCUGAAAAGACAGAUUUACCUAAGCAGCAGAUUUCCCUUCAUGAAAUGUCAACCAAGAAAGAACAAAUAGCUGAAGCUCUGCAGACUACUCAGUCAUUUUUAGCUAAGCACAGUGACAAAAUGACAGAUGAAGAGAGACAUGAAAUGGAAAAGCAAGUUAGAUCCCUCCAGGAAAGCUACAGCUUGUUAUCCAACGAAGCUUUGAAGCAGCUGCAGGAAGCACAUCUGGGUGAUGAAAAGAUGGAAGAAAAGGACGUGGCUGAACGGCAGCAGGAAUGCAAGGAGAAACUGCAGGAAAUCUGUGAUUUGCUUACACAGACUGAAAAUCGACUCAUCGGACAGCGACAGUCUCUUGUUAUUGGAGACAGCAAGGCUGAGCUGGAACAAUACCAGACCAAACAGGAGGAGAUACAAAAAGACAUGAGAACAAGUGCCCAGACACUGGCAGAGAUUGUGAAAAAUACUGAAGCCUUCCUGAAAGAGAGUGGAGAAAAGUUGUCACAAGAAGACAAGACUAUUCUGGAACAGAAACUAAAUGAAGCUAAGACAAAGUGUUUGCUCCUUAGCCAGAAGGCAGAAGAGUCCAAAAAAGAGCUGGAUAAAGCUAUGACAACAGCAAUUAAGCAGGAAACAGAAAAGGUUGCAGCCAUAGAACAGCUGGAAGAAAGUAAAAAUACAAUAGAGAAUCUUUUGGAUUGGUUAUCAAAUGUGGAUAAAGAAGCGGAGCAUGGCCGGAAAUUUAAGCAAGUGAUAGAACAGAAUGGAACACACUUUGAAGAAGGAGAUGUGAAAGUUUUGGAAGGAGAAGAGGAUGAUGUCAAUGGGAAUCUGCUGGAAAUGCAGCAAGACAUUGAAACUCGGGUGGAUGGACUAGUGAAAAGCGUAGAUGAUAAUUUGAACCAGCAGUACCAGAAAGUCAAGGCUCAACAUGAGAAAAUUAUUUCACAGCAGCAAGCUAUCAUAGUAGCAACUCAGUCUGCUCAAGCACUGCUUGAGAAGCAAGGACAUUACCUUACCCCUGAAGAAAAAGACAAGAUGCAAAGGAACAUGAAAGAGCUGAAGGCUCAGUAUGAGACUGCUUUGGCUGAAUCAGAACGAAAAAUGAAAUUGACCCAUUCUCUAAGGGAAGAAUUGGAGAAAUUCGAUGCAGACUAUAGUGAAUUUGAAACGUGGCUGCAGCAGGCAGAGCAAGAACUCGACAAUUUGGAGGCAGGGGCUUCUGACUUCAGUGGUAUUAUGGUCAAACUGAAAAGGCAGAAGAGUUUCUCAGAAGAUGUUAUAUCUCACAAAGGUGAUUUACGCUAUAUUACGAUUUCUGGACAAAGAGUUUUGGAUGCUGCAAGGUCAUGUAGCAAAAGAGACGGUGUGAAGGUUGACAAAGAUGGCAUCGAUACUUCAGCUACGUAUGCUGAAGUGCAAAACAAACUGGACAGAGCUUCAGAUCGCUUCAAGUCUCUCUAUACCAAGUGUAGCAUCCUUGGAAAUAACCUUAAAGAUCUGGUGGAUAAAUACCAGCAUUAUGAAGAUGCCUCAUCUGGACUUCUGUCAGGUCUCCAGGCCUCUGAAAUAGCUGUGAAUAAGCAACUAUCAGAGCCAAUUGCAGUGGAUCCCAAAAAUCUCCAAAGACAACUUGAAGAAACCAAGGUUCUUCAGGGACAAGUAUCUAACCACCAAAUUGCUGUAGAAAAACUGAAAAAAGCUGCUGAAGUGUUAUUGGACACAAGGGGAGAGUUGACACCAGACAAAGAUGAGAUUCAGAAAACAUUGGAUGAUAUUGUGGAAAGAUAUGACAAUUUAUCCAAAUCUGUGAAUGAAAGGAAUGAGAAGCUUCAAGUAACUCUGACACGAUCCCUGAGUGUGCAGGAUGGUUUGGAUGAAAUGCUUGAUUGGAUGGAAGGAGUUGAAAAGAGCCUUAAAGAACAAGAUCAAGUGCCUUUGAAUUCUGCUGCUAUUCAGGACAUUAUUAGUAAAAGCAUUAUGCUAGAACAAGACAUUGCAGGUCGCCAAAGCAGUAUAAACACUAUGAAUGAAAAAGUGAAGAAGUUCAUGGAAACAGCAGAUCCAUCCACUGCAUCCACACUGCAAGCUAAAAUGAGUGAGCUUGCAGGACGGUUUUCUGAAGCAAGUAACAAGCAUAGGGAGAAGCUUAUGAAGAUGGAGGAAUUGAAGACUAAAGUGGAGUUAUUUGAAGGUCUUUCAACAAAACUUCAAUCAUUUUUAGAUGAGAAAAACCAGGCUCUAAGUGAAACGGAGGCACCAAGAAAGGAUGUUAGCGAAGUGUCUCAGUACAUGCAGGAAGCUAGUGUAGAAUUGGCCCAACACAAGAAGGAUCUGGAAGUUUUGAAGCAGCUUCUUGAAGAACUUUCAUUCCAUGCUCUUCCUGGAGAUAAAGCACUGGUAUCAGAAAAAGUAAAUGCUUUGUCAAAGAAAUUCAAAGAGGUAGAGGAGACAAUAAAAGAAAAAGAAGAGGAUGUAUCAUCUUGUCAGAAACAAAUGGAUGCUUUUGAGCUCCUUGUAGAAUCAUUAAAGAAAUGGAUAAAAGAGACGACAGAACGAAUUCCAGCAGCACAGCCCUCUCUGAAUACAGAGGAGUUAAAGAAACCUUUGGAAGAUACAUUGAAUUUAAAAGAUGAAUGGACAUUAAAAGCACCUGAACUGCAGAAAAUGAAUAGCAGAGGAACUUUGCUGUGUAACUUAAUCACUGCUGUGACUUCUCCUGCAAAACUGAGAGCAGUUGCCAAAUCAGGUGGCACAAUUUUAAAUGGUGAAGGAGGAGCUCCAGGAACUCAGGAUUUCUUGAAAAAUAAAGAACUGACAGCUGUUCAACAAGCUAUGUCUAAUGUAAAUCACAGCUAUGAAGAUUUGGGAGUUUUAUUGAAUGAAAAGAUUUCAGAACUAGAAAGUAUGCUUUCAAAAAUGCAAAAUAUUCAGGAAGAAUCAGCCUCAAUGAUGCAUUGGUUGCAAAAGAUGGACAAAACUGCAUCAGAAUGGGAAGCUGCUCCAACAGAUAGUGAAGCAGUUAAAGCCCAAGUUGAACAACAUAAGCUUUUUGAAACUGAAUUAAAGCAAAGUGCAAAUAAAGUGCAGGAACUGAAGGAUAAAGUUACAGAGCUGUUGGAGAAGAACCCUAACUCUCCUGAGGCACCUAAGUGGAGACAAACGUUGGAUAAAAUAGAUUCCAAAUGGAAAGAGCUCAAUCAAGUUACAUCUGAGAGACAACAAAAACUGGAGGAGUCUUCAAAUUACCUGAUCCAGUUCCAGACAGCAGAAGCUCAGCUAAAACACUGGCUUGUAGAAAAGGAGCUAAUGGUCAGUGUGCUGGGACCAUUAUCAAUUGAUCCUAAUAUGCUGAAUACACAAAAGCAACAGGUUCAGAUUCUGCUCAAAGAGUUUGACACCAGAAAGCCACAAUAUGAGCAGUUAACUAUGGCUGGGCAGGGGAUUCUGGAGAGACCUGGUGAACAUCCACCCUCACAUGAAAUUGUAAAAGAACAACUGGCAGCUGUGGCACAAAAGUGGGACAGUCUAACCAGCCAGCUGAAGAAGAGAUGUGACCGAAUUGACCAAGCCAUUGUGAAAAGCACAGAGUAUCAAAGUUUACUCAGAAGUCUCUCUGAUAAGCUAAGUGCCUUGGAUAGUAAACUCAGCAGCAGCCUGGCUGUGAGUACACAACCUGAUGCUGUGAAACAACAGCUGGAAAUUGCUAAAGAAAUGAAGGAGGAAAUAGAACAGGAAAUGAAGAAUAUAAAUGCAGCACAAGCUCUUUGUGAAGAGCUGUCAACUCUGAUUGGGGAAGAGUAUUUGAAAGCAGAACUUACCAGACAGUUAGAUGGCAUCUUAAAAUCAUUUAAGGAUAUCGAGCAAAAAUCAGAUAACCAUGUUCAGCAGCUUCAGUCAGCAUACGCCACUUCUCAUCAGUUCCAGCAGAUGUCUAAGGACUUUGAGGCCUGGCUGAGCAAAAAGAAAGAAGAGCUGAACCAGGCUCGUCCUGUGUCAGCCAAACUUGAUGCCUUGCAAUCACUAAUUGAAGAACAGAAAGAUUUUAAGAAGACAAUGACCGAUCAGAUUAGUUCCUAUGAAAGAAUUGUUGCAGAAGGAGAAAGUAUCUUACAGAAGACUCAAGGAGAUGACAAAGCAGAGUUACAAUCCCAAAUUGCCACACUUAAGAAUAACUGGGAUGAAGUGAAUAAAAAGGUAAAAGAAAGGGAAGAUAAAUUAGCAGAUUGUCUGGAGAAAGCCCUCAAAUAUAAGCAACAUGUAGAAAAUCUGCAGCCGUGGAUAGAGAAGUGCCAAAGUAACCUAUGUGAAUUGAAAGUUGGCAUAAACCCUGUUGAAAUAGAGGAUUCUAUUGUUCAGGUGAGGGCAUGGCAGAAGGACCUGGAUAAACACCACGGGAUGGUGGAACUAUUAAAUAAUUCUGCUGAAAGUUUGCUCAAUGCAAGUCAAACGGAUAAAGAAAUUGUUCAAGAAGAAACUAAGGUGCUGAAUCAGAAUGUGAAAGUGGUUACAGAACAGUUACAUAAGAAGAGAGAGUGCUUGGAAAAUAUGGCACAAAGACUGAAAGAGUUUCAGGACUCAUCCAGGGAAACUGAAAGACAGCUUAAAAGUGCCAAAGAGCAUCUGGAAGCUCAUGACUCGCUUGGACCUCAGUCGUUCAGUAACAAACACCUGACAAUGAUGCAGGCCCAGCAGAAAGCCUUGCAAGCUUUAAAGCCUCACGUUGAUUUAGCAAAAAAGCUUGCCCAAGACCUGGUGGUAGAAGCUUCUGAUUCAGCAGGUGUUUCUGACCUCUUACUCCAAGCUGAAUCUUUGGAGCAAGAAUACACAGCAGUGAAGCAGCAGGUUGAGGAUAGGUGCUCAUUCCUAGAGACCAAACUUCAGGGAAUUGGCCAUUUCCAAAACAGCAUCCGAGAGAUGUUCUCUCAGUUUGCAGAGUUUGAUGAUGAACUUGAUAGCAUGGCUCCAGUGGGGAGAGAUCUCAAGGUACUGCAGUCACAGAGAGAGGACAUAAAAUGUUUCAUGAAAAAGUUGGAGGAUCUUAUAAUGAAUAAUGAAAAUGCUAAUAAAAACUGUAAAAUUAUGCUGGCCACAGAAGCUGAAGCUUCUCCUGAUCUUGUUGGUAUAAAGAGAGACUUGGAAGCUCUAAAUAAACAGUGCAACAAGCUAAAAGACAGAGCAAAAGCCAGGGAAGAUCAAGUGGAGGGUACUAUUUGCCGUGUUGAGGAGUUUUACACUAAGCUAAAAGAAUUUUCCACUCUGCUUGGGAGAGCCGAAGAACAUGAAGAGUCACAAGGUCCUGUUGGAAUGGAAACAGAGGCUAUAAAUCAGCAGCUGAAUACAUUCAAGGUAUUCCAGAAAGAAGAAAUUGAACCCUUACAAGUAAAACAACAGGAAGUAAAUUGGUUGGGUCAGGGCCUUAUUCAGAGUGCUGCUAAGAGUACCAGCACAGAAAACCUUGAACACGACCUUGAAGAUGUCAACACCCGAUGGAAGACUCUUAAUAAGAAGGUUGCCCAGCGUGCUGCACAAUUGCAGGAAGCCCUCCUCCACUGUGGGAGAUUUCAGGAUGCCCUUGAAUCUCUGCUUAGCUGGCUCAUUGAUACAGAAGAUCUUGUGGCUAAUCAGAAACCACCAUCUGCUGAAUUCAAAGUUGUCAAGGCCCAAAUACAAGAACAGAAGCUUCUGCAGAGGCUGCUGGAUGACCGCAAGCCGACCGUUGAGGCAAUCAAGCGCGAGGGGGAGAAAAUUGCGGAGUCAGCAGAGCCUGCUGAUAGAGUGAAAAUCUUGAAACAGCUGAGUUUCCUGGACAGUCGAUGGGAUGCCUUGCUCAGUAAAGCUGAAACAAGGAACCGUCAGCUGGAAGGCAUCGCGGUGGUAGCGCAGCAGUUCCAUGAGGCUCUGGAGCCACUGGUGGAGUGGCUGACAGUCACAGAGAAGAGGCUUGCAAAUGCAGAACCCAUUGGAACACAGGCCUCCAAACUGCAGCAACAGAUUUCUCAGCAUAAAGCCCUAGAAGAUGAUGUCCUAGCUCACAAUAAGAGUUUACAUCAGGCCAUUAGCGCUGGUCAGUCUCUAAAGACUAUGAGCUCCAGGGAAGAUAAAGAUAUGGUGCAGGAAAAGCUAGAUUCUGCUCAGGCACGAUACAUUGAAAUUCAAGAGAAGAGCAACAGCAGGUCUGAACUUCUCCAGCAAGCUUACAGCAAUGCUCAGAUUUUUGGGGAGGACGAAGUUGAAUUGAUGAACUGGCUGAAUGAAAUCCAUGAUAAACUGAACAAAUUGUCAGUCCAAGAUUGCAACACAGAAUUACUUGAGAAACAGCACUCUGAACUACUGGAUCUUCAGGAAGAGAUUCUUCUUAGAAAACAAAAUGUUGAUCUGGCUAUACAAAAUGGCUUAGAGCUUCUCAAGCAAACAACAGGUGAUGAAGUUGUGAUUGUUCAAGAUAAACUGGAAGGCAUUAAAGCGAGAUACAAAGAUAUUACCAAAUUAAGUUCUGAUGUAUCCAAGACUUUAGAGCAGGCUCUGCAGCUUGCAGGCCAACUGCACUCAACUCAUGAGGAACUCUGCAAAUGGCUUGAUGAAGUAGAGAUGGAGUUACUCUCAUAUGAAACUCAAAUACCAAAGGGUGAAGAAUUAAGCCAAGUACAAGAAAGACAAAAAGAGCUGAAAAAAGAAGCAAAGAACAACAAAGGCUUAGUGGACACUCUGAAUGAAGUUGGCAGUGCCUUCCUGGAGCUGGUGCCAUGGAGGGCCAGAGAGGGGCUGGACAAGAUGAUUACAGAGGACAACGAACGUUACAGAUUAGUGAGUGACACCAUCUCCCAGAAGGUGGAUGAGAUCGAUGCUGCCUUCCUGAGGUCCCAGCAGUUUGAUCAAGCAGCUGAUGCUGAAUUUGCCUGGAUUGCAGAAACAGAAAAGAAACUGAUGUCUCUGGGUGAUAUUAGGCUUGAGCAAGACCAGACCACUGCUCAGCUGCAAGUUCAAAAGGCUUUCACUAUGGAGAUUUUAAGGCACAAAGAUACUAUAGAUGAACUUGUUAAAUCUGGGGAUAAGAUUAUGAAAACAUGCACUGAAGAAGAGAAACAGAUGAUGAAGAAAAAAAUUGAAAGCCUCUUACAGAAAUAUGAUCAAGUCUGUCAGAUGAACUCAGAGAGAAACCUCCAGCUGGAACGGGCUCAGUCCCUAGUUAACCAGUUCUGGGAGACUUAUGAAGAGCUUUGGCCAUGGUUAACUGAAACAGAGAUGAUCAUCUCUCAGCUUCCUGCACCAGCCCUUGAAUAUGAAACAUUAAAGCAACAACAAGAAGAACACAGGCAACUGCGUGAGCUGAUUGCUGAGCACAAGCCUCAUAUAGAUAAGAUGAACAAAACUGGGCCUCAGUUGCUGGAGCUGAGCCCAGGAGAAGGCUUCUCUAUCCAAGAGAAAUAUGUGGCAGCUGACACCCUUUACAGUAAAAUUAAGGAAGAUGUCAAAAAGCGAGCCCUGGCACUGGAUGAAGCCAUUUCUCAGUGUACCCAGUUUCAUGACAAGAUAGAUCCAACUCUUGAGAGUCUGAAGCGCAUAGUGGAACGUCUGAGGCAGCCACCUUCGAUCUCAGCAGAGGUUGAGAAGAUAAAAGAACAGAUCAGUGAAAAUAAGAAUGUGUCAGUGGAUCUGGAAAAACUUCAGCCAGUGUAUGAGACACUUAAACAGAGAGGGGAGGAAAUGAUUGCUCGCUCAGAAGGCGCUGAUAAGGAUAUGUCUGCUAAAGCUGUUCAAGAUAAACUAGACCAAAUGGUCCUAAUUUGGGAGGACAUCCAGACCUUGACUGAGGAAAGAGAGGCCAAACUGUUGGAUGUAAUGGAACUAGCUGAAAAGUUUUGGUGUGAUCAUAUGGCUCUUGUAGCUACUAUUAAAGAUACUCAGGACUUCAUUCGAGAACUAGAGGGACCUGGAGUUGACCCAUCUGUAGUCAAGCAACAGCAAGAAGCUGCAGAGGCUGCUAAAGAAGAAAUUGAUGGAUUACAAGAAGAACUAGAAGCAGUUGUGAGCCUUGGCUCUGAGCUGAGAGCUGCUUGUGGAGAGCCUGACAAACCUAUUGUCAACAAGAGUAUAGAUGAGCUGAAUUCUGCCUGGGAUGCAUUAAACAAAACAUGGAAAGAGCGUGUGGAUAAGCUUGGGGAAGCUAUGCAGGCAGCUGUUCAAUACCAAGAUGGGCUACAGGCAUUAUUUGACUGGGUAGACAUUGCUGGCAGCAAGUUAGCAUCUAUGUCUCCAGUUGGAACAGAUCUGGAGACAGUGAAGCAGCAAACAGAAGAACUUAAGCAAUUUAAGACAGAAGCUUAUCAGCAGCAGAUAGAAAUGGAAAGACUGAACCAUCAGGCAGAACUAUUGCUAAAGAAGGCAACACAAGAGAGUGACAAGCACACUGUUCAAGAGCCUCUCUCAGAGCUCAGACUAUUGUGGGACAGCCUAGAAGACAAAAUUAUAAGUAGACAGCACAAGCUGGAAGGUGCCUUGUUGGCCUUGGGGCAGUUCCAGCAUGCCCUGGAUGAGUUGCUGGCAUGGCUGACACACACAGAAGACUUGCUGAAUGAACAGAAACCCGUGGGUGGAGACCCCAAGGCUAUUGAAAUUGAACUUGCCAAACAUCAUGUGCUACAAAAUGAUGUUUUUGCUCAUCAGUCUACGGUGGAAGCUGUUAAAAAAGCAGGAAAUGACCUGAUUGAAUCAAGUGCUGUUGAAGAAGCAAGUAAUUUACGGAGCAAGUUGGAACUCCUGAAUCAGCGUUGGCAAAACUUGUUGGAAAAAACAGAGCAAAGGAAACAGCAGCUGGAUAGUGCUUUGAUCCAGGCUCAAGGUUUCCAUGGUGAAGUUGAGGAUCUGCAGCAAUGGCUGACAGACACUGAACGUCAGCUGUUGGCAUCAAAACCUGUUGGAGGCUUACCAGAAACAGCAAGAGAGCAGCUUAAUGCACAUAUGGAACUUUGUGCUGCCUUUGAGGCCAAAGAAGAGACAUACAAGUGUCUAAUGCAGAAAGGCCAGCAGAUGCUUGCAAGAUGCCCAGAAUCUGCUGAAACAAACGUUGAGCAGGACAUAAAUAACUUAAAAGAGAAAUGGGAAUCUGUGCAAACAAAACUCAGUGAAAGAAAAACCAAACUGGAAGAAGCCCUCAAUUUAGCAAUGGAGUUCCACAACUCACUUCAAGAUUUCAUCAACUGGCUUACUCAGGCUGAGCAGACUCUAACUGCAGCUUCUCGGCCAAGUCUUAUCUUGGACACUGUCUUAUUUCAAAUUGAUGAACACAAGGUUUUUGCCACAGAAGUGAACUCUCAUCGAGAUCAGGUCAUAGAGCUGGACAAAACUGGAACCCAUUUGAAAUAUUUCAGCCAGAAACAGGACGUUGUCCUUAUUAAGAAUCUGCUGAUCAGCGUGCAGAGUCGAUGGGAAAAAGUAGUCCAACGCUUAGUUGAAAGGGGAAGAGCUUUGGAUGAUGCAAGGAAAAGAGCCAAACAGUUCCAUGAAGCCUGGCAUAAACUUAUGGAAUGGCUGGAAGAAUCAGAGAAAUCUCUGGACUCAGAUCUUGAAAUUGCAAAUGACCCUGACAAAAUAAAGAUGCAGCUUGCACAGCAUAAGGAAUUCCAGAAAUCUCUUGGUGCCAAACAUUCUGUGUAUGAUACCACAAAUAGGACUGGACGUUCCUUGAAAGAGAAAACCACCUUGGCUGAUGACAAUUUGAAACUUGAUGACAUGCUGAGUGAACUAAGAGAUAAAUGGGAUACAAUUUGUGGAAAGUCAGUGGAAAGACAAAAUAAACUGGAGGAAGCCCUGCUAUUUUCAGGACAGUUUACUGAUGCUCUGCAAGCUCUCAUUGACUGGUUAUACAAAAUUGAACCUCAACUAGCAGAAGACCAACCAGUACAUGGAGACAUCGAUUUAGUAAUGAACCUGAUUGACAACCACAAGGUUUUCCAGAAAGAGCUGGGAAAAAGAACAAGCAGUGUCCAGGCUCUGAAGCGCUCUGCAAGGGAGCUGAUAGAAGGCAGUCGUGAUGACUCUUCCUGGGUCAAAGUCCAAAUGCAGGAGCUGAGCACUCGCUGGGAGACAGUUUGUGCCCUGUCAGUGUCCAAGCAAACACGACUGGAACAGGCUCUUCGGCAGGCAGAAGAAUUCCACUCAGUUGUCCAUGUCCUUUUGGAGUGGCUGGCAGAGGCAGAGCAGACCCUUCGUUUCCACGGCAUCCUUCCAGAUGAUGAAGAGGCCUUGAGAACACUGAUAGAGCAGCACAGAGAAUUUAUGAAGAAACUGGAAGAGAAAAAGGCAGAGCUGAAUAAAGCAACAGGUAUGGGAGAAGCUAUUCUGGCUAUCUGCCACCCAGACUCCAUCACCACCAUUAAGCACUGGAUAACAAUCAUCAGAGCCAGGUUUGAAGAGGUCUUAGCCUGGGCUAAACAACAUCAGCAGAGACUGGCAGGAGCUCUGGCUGCACUCAUUGCUAACCAGGAGCUGCUGGAAGCCUUGCUGUCCUGGCUGCAGUGGGCAGAGACUACACUAACUGAAAAAGACAAAGAGGUCAUCCCCCAGGAGAUCGAGGAAGUUAAAGCUCUUAUAGCUGAACAUCAGACAUUCAUGGAAGAAAUGACCAGAAAACAGCCUGAUGUGGAUAAAGUUACAAAGACCUAUAAAAGGAAAGCACUUGAACCCUCUCCAGUACAAUCUCAUAUUCCCGUCCUUGAUAAGGGGAGAGCAGGAAGAAAGCGUUCCCCAACACCAGGCAUUUAUCCCUCAGCAGCCCAGGCACAAAUUGAAACCAAGAACCCACGGGUAAACCUUUUAGUCAGCAAAUGGCAGCAAGUUUGGCUUCUGGCCUUGGAAAGAAGGAGAAAACUUAACGAUGCUUUGGACAGACUUGAAGAGCUGAGAGAAUUUGCCAACUUUGAUUUUGAUAUUUGGAGGAAAAAAUACAUGAGAUGGAUGAACCAUAAGAAGUCUCGAGUGAUGGACUUCUUUAGGAGGAUUGAUAAAGAUCAGGAUGGAAAGAUUACACGACAGGAAUUCAUUGAUGGAAUUCUUUCUUCAAAGUUCCCUACAAGCCGACUAGAAAUGAGUGCUGUUGCAGACAUUUUUGAUAGAGAUGGUGAUGGAUAUAUUGACUAUUAUGAAUUUGUAGCAGCUCUUCAUCCAAACAAGGAUGCAUACAAGCCUCUCACAGAUGCUGACAAAAUUGAAGAUGAGGUUACAAGGCAGGUAGCAAAAUGUAAAUGUGCGAAACGGUUUCAAGUGGAACAGAUUGGAGAUAACAAGUACAGGUUCUUCCUGGGAAAUCAGUUUGGUGACUCUCAACAACUGCGCCUUGUUCGUAUCCUAAGAAGUACAGUCAUGGUCCGUGUUGGAGGUGGCUGGAUGGCACUUGAUGAGUUCUUAGUGAAAAAUGAUCCUUGCCGUGUUCAUCAUCACGGGAGUAAAAUGUUACGUUCGGAAUCAAACUCUUCAAUUACCACUCAGCCUACUAUAGCUAAAGGGAGGACGAACGUGGAGCUGCGUGAAAAAUUCAUUUUGGCAGAUGGUGCCAGCCAGAGCAUGGCAGCUUUCCGACCAAGGGGCCGUAGAUCACGACCCUCUUCAAGAGGUGCUUCUCCCAACAGAUCUACUUCUCUGUCAAGUCAGGCUGGCCAGGCAGCUGCCCCACAGGCUGUUACUACAAGUACACCGAAGACACCACAUCAUUUAACACGCAACUAUGGUAAACCAUGGUUGACAAACAGCAAAACAUCAACUCCUUCUAAGCCACCAGAAUCCUCAGACUAUCAAGGGUCAUCUGCAGAGGGAACACCAAUUCAAGGAAGUAAACUCAGACUGCCAGGGUAUCUGUCAGGGAAGGGUUUCCACUCAGGAGAAGACAGUGGCAUCCUGUCAACAGCAGCUACCAGAGUCAGAGCUCAGUUCGCAGACACCAGAAGGACUCCAAGCAGACCUGGUAGCCGAGCAGGAAGCAAGGCUGGCAGCAGGUCAAGCAGCCGCCGCGGCAGUGACGCGUCUGACUUUGACAUUUCGGAAAUCCAGUCUGUGUGCUCAGAUAUGUCAGAGACUGUUCCUGCCACGAGCAGGCCGACACCCCGAGCAGGUUCUCGGCCAGGAUCCGCCAAGCCUUCUAAAAUUCCAACCCCCCAGAGGAGGCCACUAGCCAGCAAAUCGGACAAGUCCUUGAAGAGAUAAUAUGAUUGGCUCCAUAAAGGUCUUUUCCUUUUGCAUUAAAUAUUUAAGUUCAUAAGAUGUAAAAUAUUAUGUAGAAAUUACUGUGAAAUAUCGCAAGAGGUGGAUUUUUAAUUCUGCAGAUGGCCUUAUUUGUGUAUUUGUCUUCUUAUUUUAUGUGUAUAAUUUUUGUCAGAUUUUUUUUUUUUUGUUUUGCCAUAUCCUGUGAGAAGGGGAAGAGUUCUAAUGUAAACUAACAGUUGUACACAGUAACAUGUAGAAAGUACACUAAAAAUAAUUGCCGAAUGUACAGUGUACUGAAUGUACAGUAAGUCUCUGCAACCUCAAUAAAAAAGGCCUAUCACUAUGUCAUUAGUUAACAGUAAAGGAUACCUCAUGAUUUUUCUUUAAAAAAGAAAAAGAGAAUACUGAAAGCCAAAAGACACAAUUACACAUUUUGAGCUAACUAAACAAACACUAAAUGAUGUAUGUCAAAACUACUAAGGAAUACAAACACACAUUCACAGUACCCUUAUUUAUACAGCAUCUCUCAGAGAACUCACAGAGUUAAUUAAGCACUUGCCAACAAUAUGAUACUCCAAUACCUUGCAGCAUUUCUGUGCCAUUGCUUUCAAUGAGGCCAGACACAUUCUGGAUAUCUGAACUAUUAUUCUGUAAGAAUAUCAAUAUAAAGUGCAUUCAUGUAAAUGUGAGGUUUUCUUUUGCUUGAGUGGAUGGUAGCACUGUAUCAUUGAACUCAUUUUGUAUCAAAGCAAUUUUGCUUGCAGAAAGCUCAGAAAUAAACAUGUCCCUUAACUUUA